Molecule: messenger RNA, 2695 nt
Organism: Podarcis lilfordi (Lilford's wall lizard)
Lineage: Eukaryota; Metazoa; Chordata; Lepidosauria; Squamata; Lacertidae
Source: the annotation of a GenBank genome assembly
AUGGCUUGCCUGAUCGGGGUUUCCUGUGUGUGUGACUGGCAGUGUCUAGAUCAAAUAGGAUGCUUGUUUUUUGAGGAGCGAAGCCCCGCCCUGCGUUCCAAGCGCUCCAUCAGCUGCGGGGAAAGAAACAUUCCGAGGGCUUUGGGUGCUCUGCUUUCUGGCUACGAAGGCUGGAUAACACCUGGGGACGAAGACAAGGUGAGUGUUUCGGGGUGCUUUUGUAAAGGGAAAUGGGGUUUUGGAAUGGAUUUAGAAAUGAAUGCACUUGAAAUAAUUUGUUUUUCCUGGAUGUUUGCAGUCUUACUUAAUAAUUCAGUCGUUCUUUCACUGUUAAAUGCUACUAUAAAAAGCAAUCAAACAAAUGAAUUUAUAGAUAAUCAAAGUGAUCUUUCGUUUGUUUAUUAGUAGCCUUCAAGCUUUUGAGAAACGGAGAAGUUAAAAUGUGACUUUUCAUUAACCAGGAAGUAAGAGGGAGGAAAACUUGCUUUUAAUUCCACCUGCUUAUUGUCCCUCUUUUAUUCCCUUUUAUUCGGUCCUUUUUUCGUUCUUUCUUUUUUGGGAAGUUUACAUAUCCUGAAUGUUCACAUAAAGGCCAAUUCCACAGGGACAAGCGAUGUUAAGUCUAUCACGGUGGAAAGCCAUCCAGAGUAUCUUGUGGUGCCUUUUGAAAGACGGAACGAUUGAUUGUGGCUUUCAUGCGCCGGAGGCCCAGCGCGCUCACUUCAUGCAAUGCGUUAAGUGGUCAGUCCAGUAAGUGCGCAGGUAUAUAUAAUAUAUCUGCCAUUAAAUACAGGGCAGGGGGCAGGAGAAGGAAAAUGUUGUAUUUUUAUGUAGACUGGGGCUAAAACGCCCAACAGUGUAAAACAGUAGAACUGUGUGAGUUGCCAUGCUGCACAAAAAUGAAUACAGUACCAGACCCAGUCACUUUUGGUAAAUGAAUAAAUAUAGAGCGCUAUUAGUUAAUCCCUGUGUUUCAAAAGUUUGGCACCAACUAGAAUUGCAUGCACACGAUACAUGUAAAGCCACUCCCCUCCCAAAUCCUGAGAACUGUAAUUUGUUAAAGGUGUUGGGGAGUUGUAACUGUGAGCGGAAAACUAUAGUUCCCAAGAAUCUUGAGGUGGUAGGGGGUGGGAUGUGCUUUAAAAAUGUACAGUGCGUCCACAGCCAAGUUGGGUGUUUAGUGUUGCUGGUCCCAUAAGUGUGGAACACUCUUCCAGCAAGCAUCCUUAAGACGUCACUUGAAUACUUUUUUACGCUGGCAGGCCUAUUGGGUUGUUUAAACUUUUUAAAGAUGUGCCUUUCACUUUCACGAUUCCUCUGCAUUUUUAUGGUAUUUUGUGCUUUUUGCACUUGUAAAUUUUGUUGUACAAUGCCCUGAUACUUUAUAUGAGGAGCAGCCCAUAAAUAUGUUUAAUAAGUAAAUAGCACAGAAUUGUUCUGAAAAGAGUUUGUGAUACAGAUCACUGAUUUGCUUUCCCUGCACCCCAUAAGAGAAGAGUUGCUGUGAAAGGGGGGCGGUAGAGAGGAUUAUAUUUGGUAUAUUACUUAGUGCGUUAUAUUUAUCUGAAUGUGAACUUGGAUUAAUGCCUAAAUCAGUUAUUUGCUCUACAGAGAUUAGUGAACUUUAGAAUUCAGAACUGGGGACAGACUGUAGGCAAGGAAUUCUGCCACGUUGGUGUUUGAAGUAGGGGAAUCACAUUGAGAAACCGGCUGCCAAUUGCAAAUAACAGACAAGUUGUAAGUCACCUUGGAGCAGUCCCUGUUUGCUAAAUACAAGUAAAAUAAACAUGCUAAAUUAGAUCACUCCCUAGGGCUUGUGAGAAGGAUCUGUGGUUCUUCAGAUAUUGUUGGUACUCAAACUCCCAUCACCCAUGUUCAUGGGCAAUGUUGGCUGAGGGUGAUGUGAGUUGGAGUACUAACAAUAUCUGAAGAACCACAGUUCCGUUCCCCCCACCCCCGGGCAUAAGAGAUUUUUUCUCUUCCCUCCACCAUCUGCUCCACAAGGUAUGGGGAACCCCAGAACAAAUUCAGAAGUGUGCAAAGGGGAUGAAGAGGAAGGGAAAUUUCCAUUGCACAAGCAGAAUGUCCUUACAUGACAGUGUUGCUGGGUGAAACCCAUAGGAAGCUGCCUUAUACCGAAUUGGACCAUUAUUGGAAUUGGCUUGCCUUUAGAUUUUUACAUGGGAAUAAGCGUCACUGAAAUCAUCAGUGUGUUUGCUUCUGAAGAACAUAAGAAACUGCCUUAUUCUGAGUCUGACUGAUGGUCUGUCUAGUUCAGUAUUGUCCACACGGACCAGCAACCGCUCUCCAGGGUUUCAGACAGGGAAUAUUCCCAGUGCUGCUUGAAGAUGUUGGGAAUUCAACCUGGGACCUUCUGCACCUAUGCAGUUUCCUCAGGUGUCAUAUGUGCUGUGUUCUGUGCCAGCUACAGCUUCCAGCGGAGUCUCAAGGGGAGCCCUGUACAAAGUGCAGCAUGUUCAUGGCUUCUAUACUACAUCAGUGCUCUCUUACCAGUGACCAGGAAACAGAAGCUUUUCAGAAACAUCUGGUCACCAGUGUGUCUCUUUCUGGAGUAAACUUUGCCCUCUCCCCCCCCCCCACUUUUUUUUGUGUUUCUGUGCAGGAAGCAGAGCAACAACGGUCAAGAUACCUGGUCCCACCCCAUCAUGGCUCCUCUGUAGUGGCAAAAUGCUGA